UUCGGGCGCUCGAUUCCUGGUCUCGCCUCGCGCCGAUCUCACCUGUUGUUGAGGCAUGACGGCUUGCAAGCAGACCGCAUCCACGGGCAUCGAUGUAACCAUGGACGAGGCCGACAGCAACUCGGCAGCAAAGAGAGAUGGAGCGGAUGAGCGGAAGCCCUGGACCAAGUGCAGGAAGGGGAAGAAGGCCAAGGGCAAGUUGGCGGUGAAGAGCGAUGGAGCCGAGAAGCCCAAGACCCACGACCUUUCCGAUGUUACAUGCGGGUUGGCGUUGAUGAAUAUUAAAGUGGAUGACGUGUUCGUCCUGCGCACCUACCAGAACCACUUCUGGAUGAAGUACUCCAAACACAUCUGUGACAGGCCGUCCGUGGAUGCUAUUAGAAAGCAAGCUGCUGAAAAUUGGAAAUUCUUUACCGAUUCUGUAAAGAUUACCGUACAUGGAUGGAUCUGUGUUGCAGGACAAGGCCCCUUAUGUAGCCAAGGCCCGUGUGAACAAAAUAUCCCUGGCUCAGGUUGCUGAGUUUAAGAACAAAAUAUCCCUGGCUCAUGUUGCUGAGUUUAAGAAGAUACUGAUGUUGGCGGAGGCGAUGACAAAGAAGAAGGUGAAUCUGAAAUUGUGAACACACAAGAUCUCUAAGAUGUGUUUGAAUAGAAAUGUCUUGGUAGAUCGCACAAUUACUGCAACCAACUCCACAACCUCAUUCUGUAUGGGCCGGCAGUUGGAGGGUUCAGAAGAGGCGCAAUUCAAGCUGCCGUAUGGACAAUACUAGUAUUAAAUAUGUUUGUGCUCCUGGCUUUAGAUGUUGGAACUCUUUUGCAUAUUGUGUGAUGUUUACUUAGUAAUGUUGAACACCCGCUAAGUUUUUUCACUAUUAUAUAAACACUAUGAUCAUUGUGA
Molecule: messenger RNA, 898 nt
Organism: Hordeum vulgare subsp. vulgare (domesticated barley)
Lineage: Eukaryota; Viridiplantae; Streptophyta; Magnoliopsida; Poales; Poaceae
Exons: 8
Coding region: 56-520 (154 amino acids)
Source: RefSeq, a predicted model, not a curated record